AUGGUUUUGAUUAUUAUUGUCACCUAUAUCAUCAAAACUACUACUACUACUGUUACUGCUACUGCUACUGCUACUGCUACUGCUACUGCUACUGCUACUGCUACUGCUAUUGCUACUGUUGCAAUCCCUGCCACACCCAUCAUUUGUUUCACCGCUGCCAUUUUUACCAUAACCAUACAAUCAAUGGUACUGCGAAAUAUCCAAAGAGUCUUUGUUUUAUUAUCAUGCACAUUCCUUGGUUUGAUCUGUGGCACCCUAUACUUGUAUUCUUCCUAUAGCCCUCAAUUAGCCAAGCAGUUGCAAUAUACAGCAUCGGAUUCGUCCCUUAUAGCACUAUGUGGAACCAUCGGAGUAGCAAUAGCCGGGCCACUAUCUGGAGCUGUAGUUGACAAAAAAGGGUACACAUACUCUCUUUUGGUUGGAGGAAUGCUUAUAGUAUCCGGCUACAUUGGCAUGAAAUUCCAGUACGACUUGAAAUGGAAUAACCUACUGCUAUCUUGUUACUGGAUUUUUUCAAUCGGACUCGGCUCUACAUUUAUCACAUCUGCCUGUCUCAAAUGUUGUGCAGUGAGCUUUCCCAGUAUCCGUGGCGUAGCAACAUCCUUGCCUUUGGCUUUAUACGGCCUCAGUGCACUAUUCUACUCGGUGAUUGCCUCAGCUUUCUAUUCGGAACGAACUUCCGAUUUUUUGGAGUUCCUUGCAAGAUCAAUCGUUAUCAUUUUUGUUGCUUGUUUCCCCAGUGUUUAUAUGGCAGAUAAAGACCACAAGAAAAAAGCAUCACUUCAAAGCAAACGCGGACCAAGAAGUUUGGAUAAUGCAAACCAUACUUCUCUGAGGAGGCGAUUGUUUUUUAGUUUGAAAUUUUGGCUUAUAUUCAUAAUCACUGGAAUCCUCGCAGCUUUGGGUCAAAUGUACAUAUACUCCGUUGGCUAUAUUGUUAAAGCGUUGGUAGUUUCAGAAACGGAUCCUAGUCCAACUUUGGCUUUGAACGUGGACAUACUUAUUCAGCAGCAACAACAGGUACAGGUUGGAUUACUAUCGAUUGCAAAUUGUCUUGGUCGAAUCACAUCAGGAAUUAUGGGCGAUAUAAUUACUCAGUCAUUCAAUAAACCCAGGUCGUGGUUAUUAAUUAUCCCAGCAUCGGGUACACUUGUUGCGCAAUUAUUAAGCUCUGCGGUUCACCAUUAUUCUAGCCUCUCCUUGAACUCCUUUUUGAUAGGAUACGUAUACGGAUUUAUGUUUUGCUUGAUGCCAAUAAUUGUGGGAGAUGUAUUUGGAAUGGACAAUUUCUCGUUCAAUUGGGGUAUGGUUACCCUUGCACCUAUAAUACCCAGCUAUUAUUUCACUAGUUUAUUUGGAAAAAUCUAUGAUGCAAACUCAAGUCUCGGAAGUGCUGUUGAGAAUUUGCUGAAUGUUGACCCCGAUGCCGGUACAACGGUUACUGCAAAAAUACAAGGAUGCUUUUUGGGAAACCAGUGCUAUAAUGAAAUUUUUGGACUUACUACAACCAUUGCGGCUGUAGCAAUAUUUUUAGUCGUGAUCUUGAACGCCUCGGAUUUGUUGUUCAAAAGAAAGAAGCUUUUAUCGUUGCUGGAAAUUAGAGCUGAUAAUUUUGCUAGCGAAAAACCGAAAUAA
Molecule: messenger RNA, 1635 nt
Organism: Lodderomyces elongisporus
Lineage: Eukaryota; Fungi; Ascomycota; Pichiomycetes; Serinales; Debaryomycetaceae
Exons: 2
Coding region: 1-1635 (544 amino acids)
Cellular component (GO): fungal-type vacuole membrane
Source: RefSeq, a predicted model, not a curated record